CGUCGAACUUUGGUUUCUGCUCGUACCGAACUGUACGAGUAUCAUGUUGAUUGUAAACAUCAUUCUCUUUACGUCAGCGAUAUGUUCCGCCACGAUAGUCGUGACUUCGACCGGCGCUUCCGUCACGUCAGCAACGUCUACCAAAUCGAAACGCGUAGUUGUAGAUCCCGGCCACAAUAUCCGUAAUAAUCAGGAGCAAUCCCGAGGUACUCAAACUACGCCGAGGAUCCCGUCGCCUCAGGAUAUUAACUCGAGAUCAUCGCCUCGUUAUGGAAACGCCAAGGCGCCGGAUACUCAGAGAGCGCCUUACAUCAGCAGCGCGAACCACGGGCCCGGUACCUACGCGUAUGGCAGCGUGCCAAAGCGGCCGCUUUCCACCCCCGUCAUCCGUCAGAUCGAGUCUCAUCGGAGCAACCUGCUGGCACCGUAUUUCGGCAUACUGAAUAAUCCCGAUGCGUACAAGGCUGCGAGGAGCGUCGAGAAACCGCUCGAGAGAGACGUGUCCAAAUCGAUCGUGUCGCAGUCGCUCCAGAAACUGCAGGGCAUCUACUCGCCCGGCUACAACGCGUUCCAUCAGAACAAGCCGAUUGAAUUGUCGAGCUUUUCCGACUUCGAGUAUCCCUCGUUCGGCAGUAUCGGCAAGCUUAUCCCCCAGGGCGUUUCUUCGCCCACCGUACAGGCGCCGGUGUACAAAAGUAUGAGUUAUCCGCUCUCAAAACUUACCGAUUUCUCGCACGUUUACGCGCCGAGCAUUCCAACGGUGUCGGGCGUCGCUCCUCCGUUUUCGGAGAAAACGAGGCAGAAAGAUGAAGCAAUCGUAGACGUGAACGGUAAGAAGAUCUCGGUCCCGGUCAUUCAACUCACGAGCAAUCUGGACUUCUCGGAAGUUCUGCCCGCCUUCGAGAGUCAGCCGUUCCUAAGUUCGCUAAGCGCGAACUAUCCGAUCGAAUCGGACGUGGGAUUUAAGUUUGGCAGCGGGUCGAAAGUCAACAUGGCACUUCAGUCAAGCAACGUCUCGCCGUUUUCGUCGCCUCUGUCGAGUUUCCAAGGUCAAGUGGUGCCGAUCCAGACGGCCAACGGUAGCCCGCAAUUUCCGCAGUACAAAGGCGCCAGCAUACAAGCUUACCCAAUUGCGAGUAAUAUUCCUAAAGCGCAGGGCAAUUACGAGUCCCUUUAUAAUCAACCGCACUUGCACUUUGACAAGGUACAUAAUGGCAAUAUGCAGCCUGUUAAUGCAGGACAAAAUAAUAUUCAUCCUUCCGUCUCAACGCAAGACAUUCUGAAUGAUGUAGAGCUUAUCAAUAAGAAAAAUCCGGAGCCACAUACACCCCAACCUGAUGAUGACGACGACGAUGAAGAUGAUAGGGAAGAUAAAAGAUACAAAAAUCCGGAUAAAGAGUACAGUUCUGAAGAGGACGAUGUGGAGCGUCGACCAGGAAAGUCUUUCAAAGCGUCACCGACGGAAAGUGACUUUAAGCCUUCACCAUCUUACCCUUUCAAAGAGUACGACGAGAGAUUUGGAAAGCUUCUUGUUAGAGCGCAACAUGAUAAUGACGAUGAUGACUUUGAAGAUAAACCAUCUUCCAGCUAUAAGAAUUAUCCAUCAGACGACGACGAAGAGGAAGAAGACUCAUCGUCGGAGGACCGUGCAGAAUACAUUGAAUCCUCAAAACCGUCGCGUGACUCGUACGAGGAAGAAGAUGAUGAGGAAGAGGAAGAAGAAAGCCGCAAGCAGGAGAAACGCAAGAAAGUCAAUGAAGGCUUUCGCGAGGCACCUAAACGAUCCAAAUAUUAUCAAAAGGACUUUGAGCAGGAAUUUGAAGAAGGUUACAAGGAAGAGCUACCGAAACAAGAAUAUGUGCACGUGAAAGAAGUGCCAGAAAUAGACAGUAAUAAUAAUCCAAGUCCCGCUUCUAAGCGGCAACAAAAGCAUAGCAAUCAAUCUCGCGUGAAGCACGGCCAAUCCAAAGAGUCGAAGAGUCAAGAAUCUCGCAAUUCGCGAAAAAAUUAUAAAGUACCAAAGACGGAUUACAGGGACAGCACAGCUUAUGGCUCGGACAUCUCCGCGAAAACGUCGCCCAAAGUGAUCUACGAGGAGUUUUUCGGAUACAAAAAACCCGAGACCGGAAAAUAUUCUAAGCACGCGAAAACCGGGAAGUCGCUCACCAAGAAAUCGCCGAAGGAAGACGGUCACCACCUUCGUGCCGCUAAGUAUUACAAAUUCAAGAAUCUCAAGACCGGCAGCGACGUCAGCUCCGAAGACAAGAAAGAUCCGCAUCCGCUUUCCAUCGCGAGCAACACUUGGAAAUUGAAUAAAAACUCACCUGAGAAAAAGGUGAUUCCCAGAUCGAAUGUGAGACAAUUGUCAGAUCCUGAUGACGGGGCUUCUUUUUACGGGCCAAGUAUAGAGAGCGGCCGAGCGCGUUCUAUCACAAAUGAAGAAAUUUUUCGCGAUCUGACAGGAAUCUGAGCGAUCGAAGUAAUAUUGUAAUAUACCAAAUAUUGAGUUAAGAAAUAUUGCGUAUGCAUAUUCUCUGACCAAAUUUUCUGGUGAAAUCUUAAAUAUCGUAUAUGAGAAAAUCUGUCUUUUUUUUUUCUUAAAAGAAACCAGGUA
Messenger RNA from Wasmannia auropunctata (little fire ant), 2614 nucleotides. RefSeq names its product pescadillo homolog. Bases 44 to 2470 code for a protein of 808 amino acids. Lineage: Eukaryota; Metazoa; Arthropoda; Insecta; Hymenoptera; Formicidae. The record is from RefSeq and is a predicted model, not a curated record. The transcript is spliced from 4 exons.